Messenger RNA from Manihot esculenta (cassava), 2332 nucleotides. RefSeq names its product calmodulin-binding protein 60 D. NCBI's taxonomy places the organism in Eukaryota, Viridiplantae, Streptophyta, Magnoliopsida, Malpighiales, Euphorbiaceae. Gene Ontology annotation, biological process: regulation of salicylic acid biosynthetic process. Gene Ontology annotation, cellular component: nucleus. The transcript has 8 exons. The record is from RefSeq and is a predicted model, not a curated record. Bases 381 to 2051 code for a protein of 556 amino acids. Gene Ontology annotation, molecular function: calmodulin binding; DNA-binding transcription factor activity; sequence-specific DNA binding.
UUGUCUGUUUAGUUAAUGCUAACUGAUAAGUACUAUGUUGUCCGCUUUGAUACUUUGGAGAUUCCAAAUGCAGAGUUGUUUUUUGAGUUGGUUAUAGUUUACAAGAAAAUAAUAAAUAUUCUUAAUUUGAGCUUUUUAUUCAACUUUUUGAAUGAUGAGUUCGAUUCUUGACUUUUUGUGCAUGGCUUAGCGCGUAGAUUUUAGAGUUUUUAGGUGUUUAACUGAAACUUCUAUGUAGCUUCGUCAUCCUUUUUCUUGCAAGUGAACAUUUAAGUUAGCUUAUUUAUACCCAUAUAAGGUUGUCCGAAGUUAGUUGCUCUUGUUCUUUCCACCAGAAUUUGCACUUUCAAACUGUACAUUUCUUUGUCUGAAUCUCCUAAAUGGUGCCAAAGAGGCCUUUUCAUGGCGAUUCUGAAGAUGGGACUGAUUCUCCAGCUCAGGACUCUAAGCGGUUCAAGAAUGCCAUUAGAGAUGUUCUGGGAAUGCUUUCAGUGCAGGAUAUAGUUGCCGAGAUCGAACCUUUCAUCAGAGGAGUGGUUCGAGAUGAGAUCGAACGGACUGUUCAACGAGUCCUUCAACCAUCCUUCAGAACCUCCUCCAAUCAGACUGAGACGUCAGGAGCAAGAGGCUUCCUGUUGCAGUUCGUUAGCAGACCACCAUCCACCAUUUUUACAGGUAGCACCAUGGAAGCUGAGGAUGGUAACCCGAUCAGGCUUGAAUUGUUGGAUGCUAGGACCAAGACCCUCGUCAAUUCUGGUCCUCUAUCUUCUAUGAAGAUUGAGAUUCUUGUCCUUGAUGGUGAUUUCGGUAUAGAUGAGAGAGAAGAUUGGACUGAAAAUGAAUUCAAUGCCAAUGUUAUCCGUGAAAGAGAGGGUAAAAGGCCUCUGGUGACUGGAGGAGAUUUAAACAUUACACUAAAAUCCGGAAGUGGCCUGAUUAGUGAUAUAAUUUUCACCGACAAUUCUAGUUGGCAAAGGAGUCGAAGAUUCCGGCUAGGAGCUAGACCUGUUACUAAAAAUUAUAGUGAAGCAAGGAUUAGGGAAGCUAGGAGUGAAGCUUUCAUGGUGAAGGAUCAUCGCGGAGAAUUGAAUAAGAAACAUCACCCUCCAAGAUUGGUUGAUGAAAUCUGGCGUUUGGAAAGAAUAGCAAAAGGUGGUGCAACCCACAAAAAGUUGGCAACAUGGGGAAUUCAUACUGUGAGAGAUUUUCUGCAGACAUAUGCAAUUAAUCCAUCUGAACUGAGGAAGGUGAUUUUAGGUGGAAUUUCAAAUAGGAUAUGGGACAUGAUUUUAGACCAUGCAAAUGAAUGUGUUCUGGAUGAUAAGCUGUAUACUUACUUUGAAGCUGGACCAAGUGUGGGGCUUCUUUUCAAUUCAGUGUACAAGCUCGUAGGAGCAGCAUUUGAAGGUCAGAUGUAUAAGCCUCUGGACAAACUAGCUCCUUCCCAAAUGGCUCUGGUGGAAAGUUUAAAGCAAAAGGCUUAUAAGAAUGUACAUAGCUUUAUCAUGCUUGAUUCUCGUGACAUUUGUGGCCCUUUAAGGUCCUUGGCAUGUCCACAAGCUGAGCCAUUCAAUGGUCCAAAUCUCAGUCUGCAGCAACUUGAACUCCCAGCUGCAUGCCCAGAUCAACCAGAGAUGCUGCUGGAUUUCAACACCAUGGGCAAUCAGUUAGAAUUUUCUGUAGCACAGAAUCCUAAUUCACUGCAAGUGUUUCCUCAAACACUAAGGAACAGUUUCAAAAUCAGGGACAUCUUUCCCGUUUCCUACCCUGGAGAAAACAGUUGGUCUGCAAGUUCAUCACGAUGGCCACUAGGGACAACUAGUCAACUAACUCCAGAGGAUUCACAGACACAAACAUCAACCUGGUCUCCCGUAAACACUUGUUUUUUCAGUUCAGAUAAUGAAGGAGAACUGGGUAUCAUCUCUUCUCACCCAAGCUUUGGUAUGCUUGAAAAGUCCAAAGUAGGGUGGUGCAAGCUAAGAGCUGCCAUUAUGUGGGGCUCAGUCAGGAGAGACAUUGCUAAAAGAAUGUGGCAGAGCUUCUGUAUGUAAAUUACUAAAACAGUAGACAGUUGUAGAAAUCAAAGCAUCUCAAGGUUUAGGGUAAGAGCUGAAAGCUGAAAGCUCUCCUAGAUACAUGAGAGGGAGUCAAGGUAGUUUUUAGCUUUCUUGUUUACUUGUAGUUUUUUGUUUUUCCUUCUUGCAACUUGCAACUUGCAACAAAGACCAAGUUACCAGAAAAGGGUCCUGUUUUGUAGUUUGUGUAUUUGCAGCAAUCCUUUCACUGCAUGUACAAAUUGUCCAAUAGAAAUCAUUUUCACACUGUUUAGCUC